Molecule: messenger RNA, 1080 nt
Organism: Postia placenta MAD-698-R-SB12
Lineage: Eukaryota; Fungi; Basidiomycota; Agaricomycetes; Polyporales; Adustoporiaceae
Product: glycosyltransferase family 8 protein
Exons: 2
Coding region: 1-1080 (359 amino acids)
Molecular function (GO): glycosyltransferase activity
Source: RefSeq, a predicted model, not a curated record
AUGGCGGCGGUUUCAAUUUUCAGAAGAUACAAGGACUACACGCCCCUGUGGAACGACAUCAGCACGUCAAGGGGAAAGCAAAAUGGCCAGCGAUGGUCGCUUGGCAAGAUAUGUAUAGGACUGUCCGUCCUCUUGAAUUGCAUUCUCAUCUGGAGGUCGUGGAGUCGAUGGCCUUCCGCUCUGGACAACUAUCAACACCUGAACGAAUUCUCCCUCCUUGACCCCGCUGUGCCAGUUGUGCCAGCCGCGAGGGAGAAUGCCAUCGUAACGAGUCUAUACACCGAUGCGUUUGCUUCCGCAGUGGCGACGCUGGGACAUACCCUGAACAAGGCCAACAGUACUGCGAGUCGCAUCCUCAUCUACUUGCCAGAGAAAGUCUCACGACAGGCACUAUGCAUCGCGUCCGCGAGCGGCUUCAUGCCCCAUCCCGUCGCACGCAUCCCGCCACCCUAUGAUGGCGUCCACCGCCAUUUCCUCGAUCAGUAUUCGAAGUUGCAGCUUUGGACGCUCGACAAGAUCGGUGUAAAAAGCCUGGUGUACCUUGAUGCAGACACCUUGGUGCACGGCAAUUUCGACGAGCUGUUCGCUCUGCCUUACCGCUUUGCUGCCGUGCCAGACAUCUUUCUGGACUCGCGCGGCUUUGAUGUCGGCUUUAAUGCCGGCGUGCUUUUCCUACGGCCUUCGACCGAGGUAUUCCACGACAUGGUCUCGAAGAUUGCUACGGCAAAGUAUCCCGCUGAAGACGCCGAGCAGUCCUUCCUGAACCACUACUUCGGCAAGGAGGCGCUACGGCUGCCGUACGCCUACAAUGCGAACUUCGCGAUAAAGAAGCAUUCGUCCAUGAUGUGGGACGACCUGCGGUCGGAUGCACGCAUCGUACACUACACGCUCGUUAAGCCCUUCCUGCAGGGCGACUAUGCGGAGGUACCACUAGACAAGCUCGAGAAGAAUGUACAGAGCAAGAUGGGGAAGCACGGCGGAAUCUACAAGCGAGAGCUGAACGAGUGGCUACAAGCUUGGCAAGAGACGCAGGGCCUGUAUGGUGAUGCAUUUGUUGAGUGUCGAGCAGGGAGCGAUUGA